AUGUUUAAAAAGGAAACUGUUGUUAUUAAAGAUGACCAACCUACUGAUAAUACUACACCUCCUGGAAAAUAUUCCUGGUUAAAGUAUGUAGAAAAAAUGUAUAAUGUAUUAUUUGAAACUGAAGAUGAAAAAAUGAGAAGAGCAGUAUUUGAAGGAAAUGCCUCCUUAGUAUUAGAUUUAUUGGAUAAGGGUAAUGAUUUAGUUAACAAAGAUAAACAUGGAAAUACUUUACUUCAUAUUGCUGUAAUGGCUAGGCAAAUUGGCAUGAUUUCUUUUCUAGUAAAUCUUGGUUUAACUCCAAAUCAUGUUAAUUACAAAGGCGAAAAUAUUUUGAUGCUUGCAAUUCAAUUAGGAUUUAAUGACAUUGCCUUUGAAAUUAUGAAAUUACAAAACUUUAAUUAUGCAACUCCAGAUUUAAAUGGAGAGAGUUUGUUACAUUACUGUGCCCGUUAUGGAAGGGCUCUUAUUUGUAGAGAAAUUCUCAAACAUAACAUUGACAUCAAUUCUGUUAAUUUUAACAAUGACAAUGCCCUUCACGUUUGCUGUUCUUAUCACUCAUUAAAUGUUGCACGAGUCCUUCUUAUCAAUGGAAUUAGAACUACUCAACGUAAUUCAUUUGGUCAUAUCCCACUAGAAGAUGCUGUUCAGAUGAAAGACCGAGAAAUGAUUAAACUAAUUUUUAUUGCCAUGAGAGGAAAUGAUUACUAUGAAUUUGAGAGUAUGAUCGACGAUUUAAUGAUAGGCAGGGAAGAUCCAAUUCUUUUAUUAAACAAAACUCCUAUCCAGACUAUGCACUAUGGGGAAAUACAGCCUAUUUUGAGACAAGACUAG
Molecule: messenger RNA, 831 nt
Organism: Entamoeba dispar SAW760
Lineage: Eukaryota; Evosea; Mastigamoebida; Endamoebidae
Product: ankyrin repeat domain-containing protein, putative
Exons: 1
Coding region: 1-831 (276 amino acids)
Molecular function (GO): protein binding
Source: RefSeq, a predicted model, not a curated record